AUGGCGUUGUCCAUGGAGCUCUAUUCUCAACCAGUUCUAAAUAUCUCAAAUUAUGUGACUGUCAAGCUCACAGAAAGAAACUACCUUCUCUGGAAGAUGCAGUUCGAGUCCUUUCUCUCUAGACAAGGACUGCUUGGAUUCGUAAAUGGUUCCACACCGCAACCUGAACCUACCUUGACAACACACAUCACUAGCUACGACACCGUCACCCCAAACCCAGCAUAUCAAGCUUGGAUCUGGUCAGAUCAAGUUGUGAGGGUGUGGCUACUUGGUUCACUUUCUGAAGAUAUUCUCACAGAGGUCAUCAAAACAACAACUUCACAGGAGGUAUGGGUUUUCCUGGCUAGUGAAUUCAAUAAAGUCUCUUCCUCUAGAUCGUUUGGUCUGCGAAGGAAGUUACAGAACACUGAAAAGAAAGAUAUGCCUAUGCUAGAGUACUUAAGAGAACUUAAGAGUGUGUUUGAGCAACUUGAAUCUAUAGGGAGUCCAGUUAGUGAGACGAUGAAGUUAUUUGCUGCUUUGAAUGGUCUAGGUAGGGAGUAUGAACCCAUCAAAACUUCUAUUGAAAGGAUCUUGGAUUCUACUCCCUCACCAACUUUGGAAGAUGUAAUUCCUCUUCUUACGGCUUAUAAUGACCGUUUGCAGGCGUACAACGAGGAGUCCGACAUUGCACCACACUUGCCUUUCAAUACUCAUAGGUCAGGCUACAACAAUAGAGGAAGGGGACGCUCACAAAGAUCUCGAGGCCGAGGCUCGUACUCCAAUAAGGGCAGGAGGUUUCACCAACAAAUAUCACCCUUUGAUACUAGUUCUCUUGACUUUGUUGUCUCUGGUUACUCUAUUCAUGGUAGACCAGUGUGUCAAAUUUGUAGAAAAGUGGGUCAUGGUGCAUUCAAGUGUUGGCAUCGCUUUGACAACACGUAUCACUCUGACUUGCCUGCUGCAUUGGCUGCUUUGGGGAUCACAGACGUCCAAUAUCAGGCUGGACAUAAGUGGACUACAGACAGUGGAGCCACUGCACAUAUUACGAGUUCUCAGAAUCACUUGCAGCAGUCAAAACAGUAUUUAGGAGGUGUCCAGACUGUUGGAACUGAAUGGAGGUUGAGACAUGCGGCUCGACCAAGCGUGUCCGGAAUGGACGUCAUGUGA
Messenger RNA from Camelina sativa (false flax), 1149 nucleotides. NCBI's taxonomy places the organism in Eukaryota, Viridiplantae, Streptophyta, Magnoliopsida, Brassicales, Brassicaceae. The record is from RefSeq and is a predicted model, not a curated record.